AUGUCUCAAGGCACUUUAUACAUUAUGGAGCAAUCUCCAAGAUCAUUCAUCUUGGCAGAUAUCAUCAAACACUACAAAUUAGAUGUCAAACUCACCACUGAAAAAGAUGCCGCUUACAAUGCCAAAUUCCCAUUGGGCAAAACCCCAGCAUUCAUUGGACCCAAGGGCUACGCAUUGAGUGAAACCAUUGCCAUUGCUACCUACUUGUUCUCAUUAGUUUCGAAAGACCAAAUUGGUGGUUUGUUGGGCAAGAACGGUCAGCAAUACGCUGCUAUUGUGAAGUACAUCUCUUUGUUCAAUCAAGAAUGGAUUGAGGCUGUAACUCCAAACUUUUACAUGGCAGUAGGCAGAGCACCAUUCAAUAAAAAGGCCAAUGAUGAAAACUUGGCCAAGUUGGAUGUUUUGGGAAACAUUUUGGAAACGAGAUUGAAUGAUUUCACAUUCUUAGUUGGUGAGAGAUUGACGUAUGCUGAUUUGUUUGUUGCUGCUGCGUUGACAUUUGGCUUGUCUACUGUUGUCGGUGCUCCAUUCUUGAAGAAAUUCCCAAAUGUCGCUAGAUGGUUCAACACUGUUGCCAAGUCUUCGUUCUGGGAAGGUAGAUUUGAUUCAUACAAGCCCGCUGACCCACCGUUGGUCUUCACUCCACCAAAGAAGGAAAAGAAGGAAAAAGCACCUGCUGCUGCUGCUGCUGCUGCUGCUCCAGCCAAGAAGGAGGCUGCUCCAAAAGCUGCUGCUGCUGAAGAGCCUGCUCCUGCUGCUGCUCCAAAGCCAAAACACCCAUUGGAAGCUUUGGGCAAGCCAAAGGCUCCAUUGGACGAGUGGAAGAGAACUUACUCCAACGAAGAGACUAGAGAAGUUGCUAUCCCAUGGUUCUGGAAGAACCAAUACGAUCCAGAAGAAUGGUCAUUAUGGAAGGUUGACUACAAGUACAAUGACGAAUUGACUUUGACCUUUAUGUCAAACAACUUGGUUGGUGGAUUUUUCAACAGAUUGUCGGCUUCUACCAAGUACAUGUUUGGAUGUAUGGUUGUUUAUGGAGAAAACAACAACAACGGUAUCACUGGUGCCUUUUUGGUUAGAGGACAAGAUUAUGUUCCAGCUUUUGAUGUUGCUCCAGAUUGGGAAUCUUAUGAGUUCACCAAAUUGGACGCUUCAAAAGAAGAAGACAAAAAGUUCUUUGACAACAUGUUGGCAUGGGAUGAGCCAGUUGUUGUCAAUGGUGAAAAAAGAGAAAUCUCCGAUGGUAAAGUUUUCAAAUAG
Lodderomyces theae is the source of this 1260-nucleotide messenger RNA. Its product is annotated as TEF4. Gene Ontology annotation, molecular function: translation elongation factor activity. NCBI's taxonomy places the organism in Eukaryota, Fungi, Ascomycota, Pichiomycetes, Serinales, Debaryomycetaceae. The transcript has a single exon. The record is from RefSeq and is a predicted model, not a curated record. Gene Ontology annotation, cellular component: nucleus; cytoplasm. Gene Ontology annotation, biological process: translational elongation. The coding region runs from base 1 to 1260 and encodes 419 amino acids.